UUCUGUCAAAUGUCAAAAUAACUAUCUCUUAUAUAAAAACGUAAAUAAAUACACAACCAGUCGAAAUUUUGAUGAAUAAACCUAAGGAAACCUCUGCUGACCUGGAAAUGGCCUCAGCAUCUGGGAUAGCAAUUAAACAUGAGAUCAAAGAAGAGUUUAUUGAGGGGGACAACUUCAUGGCCUAUGAUGAUUUGGAGGUGAAAAAAGAGUCAACGUCCACAGAUGAAGAAGACUAUUUUGAUGGAGCAGACCAAGUCGAAAUGAAAUUUGAAGCCGAAGACGAAAGUCUUCUUGACAUAAGGAUUAAAAGUGAAGAAAUUAAUAAAGAAAUAGUGUCAGAAAUUAAAAAAAAUCCUAUUUCCAAAGAUAGGUUAUUUCAGUGUGAUAUCUGUCCCAAGAAUUAUAAAAAAAUGUAUAAAUUAACUGAACAUAAAAAGUUUAUUCAUCGAAAAGACGAGCUGGAAGAAUUUAAAUGCAGCAUUUGCAAUUAUGCAACCGUAAGAAAACAUAAUUUUAAACAGCACUUGAAAAUUCAUGACAAGAGUAGUUAUUUAAAAUGCCAUCUUUGUCAGUAUCAGAAUGUUCGGAUGCAGAAUCUAAAAGCACACAUUUUAUCCAACCAUAACCUACAAAAUACAGGAGAGGAUAAUGUAGAAACGACAGGAAUUGAUAAAAAUCACGAAUUUGAAGGCAACUGUUUUCGUUGUAAGAUAUGUCCUGAUAAAAAAUAUAGAAGAAAAGGUGGUUUAUUGCAACAUAUAAAAUUUGUGCAUAAAAAUCAUGAUCUGACCCAAUUUAAAUGCAGCCAAUGUGAUUUUACAACUUUAAAAAAUAAUCAUUAUAUACAACACUUAAAAAUUCACGACAAAAAAAACCAUUUCAAAUGCCAGUUUUGCCAGUACAGUUCUGCCCUGUCGAAGAGUCUAAAUGCUCAUAUAUUUAGUAAACAUAGAUUGGAAAAUACAGGGGAAAAUAAAAUAGAAUUAACAGGUAAAGUAUACGAGUGCACAAAAUGUCCAUACUCGACCCUUAUUAAAUAUCACUUCAAUACACACAUGAAAGCAUGUCUGAAAUUAAAAAACGAUAAAAGCUACGAAUGCCACCUUUGCGAAUACAAAACCAUCCACAAAAAUCACUUAACAAUCCAUAUAAGAUCCCAUAACGAAAUAAAAAAAUUGAAGUGUUUGUUUUGUUCUUUUCAAACUAAAAUCAAAAAUAAUUUGGACCGGCAUAUUCUAGCUAAACAUUUCGAAUUGCUGAAUGAAUCCAAUAAAAACAUCAUUACAUCCCAAAGCCACCAUUGCCAACAAUGUAAAUAUAUAACAUUAAACAGAUGCGAUUUAAUUGCUCAUUUAAAAACUCAUUCUGUUGAAAUGUCAAAUACCACGGAAAAUUCUGAUUUAAAUGAGCCUAAUAAGAUUUUAUAAUU
Molecule: messenger RNA, 1429 nt
Organism: Brassicogethes aeneus
Lineage: Eukaryota; Metazoa; Arthropoda; Insecta; Coleoptera; Nitidulidae
Source: the annotation of a GenBank genome assembly